GACGAGGAGAGUACAUGUCUGGUCCUCGCUCUCGACGCAACCAACUGCUCUUGCUCAUAUGUGCAACGGGUUCAUACCCAUCCUGGAUUAUAUUAAAUAACUUAUCCAAGUGUGUGACAACUGACUGUUAGUGUAACGAACUUAUGCAUAAUUAUUAUCAGUGACUUGUCAGUGGUAAAGCAGUGUAUUUAAAUGUGCAGGACUUUGGUUUUUAAGUUUGUGUCAACUGUUCGGCCACCACCGUCAGACUGUUCCUUACAAGUUCUUGAAGUUACACCUUCACCACGUGCUGCCUGCAAUUAUCAUCGUGACGAAUUUUAAGUAAAGAGACGGCGCAUGUAAUACGGAACUCUGCUCUUGUUCAAAAGUUGAACCAGAGUUGAAUUUAGUGCCAAGUCCUUUAUACCGGAAGAGUUGAAGAUGGAGGAGUUGUAUUGUUCUGAAGCCCCAGCAUGUUCAGACGAACCCAUAGCUCACGAGGACCCCACACUGCUCAACGACAGACGUGUUCUCGACAACAUGCUGCAACUCCAGCCUUUCUCAAUGCCUCCUCAAAACUACUUCAAACACAUACAGAAUGACAUCCAACCCUUCAUGCGCAAAAUCGUCACGGGAUGGAUGAUGGAAAUUUGUGAAGAACAGGCGUGUGAGGACCAAGUGUUCGCCACAGCUAUCAACUUUUUUGAUCGGUUCCUCUGCGUGUGUGUGAUACAGAAAACCCAGCUGCAGCUAGUGGGAGCUGUCUGUCUCCUGCUGGCGUCCAAGCUGCGCCAGUGCCGACCCCUCUCAGCCGAACACCUCGCUUACUAUACAGAGUACUCCGUCAGUGUAGAGGAGAUAAAGCAAUGGGAACUUCUGUUGCUGUCUAAACUUGGGUGGGACUUGUCGCCCAUCACGGCGUGCGACUUCGUGGACCAUCUCCUCCGUCGGGUGUAUCCUGUGGGGCAAGAACCCAUCGUCAGAAGACAUGCCACCACCUUCGUCGCAUUGGUUGGCACCGAGCCGGAGUUCGUGCAGGUUGAGCCCUCUGCCAUAGCCGUGGCCGCCAUCACUGCUGCUGUGCGGGGACUCAACAUGUCCUCAUGGUCCGAAGUCCUCUCCACCCUCGCCUCCGCUGUUAACCUUGAUGCUCACGCCCUCAUGCCUGUGAUACAACAGAUUGAUCUGGUAGUGACAAAGGAAAGCACAAUACUCCCUCCUAGUGUGCACAACCAACAGCAGCAGGCGCAACAACAGCCGUCGACCCCCACCAACAAGCAGCAGGCCACCGUUCCCAUGGACUUCGAUAUAAACGACACACCAAAAGAUCUCACGGAUAUACACUUCUGAUGCCGAGGGCGGCGGUAGUUGCAUGAUAGCACUGUUGCUCCUUAGGGGUCCUGUUAUGGGCAUCCGGGGAGUGUAGACAUAGAAGUUGUAACGGACGCGCUGCUGAGGCACAGCCAGCCAGCCAACCCGACGCCGCUUCCACCUUCAGCACCAAACCUCAGGUACCAGAGGGUCUGUCAAACCUCCAAGCAAGUCCCAAGUACAGUAGAGUGAAACUGACAGCUAUAUCUGAAAGUUCUCUAUAGUAAGCAGCUGUUCAGUGACGUGUACAAGGACUAUUUUGAAAAUCUUCAGAUCACAGUCAUUUUUUAUUGAGUGGAGUUGAAGCCAAACCAAAGACAUUUUUGAGGGUGAGGUAGCGGUGUUUCCUUAAAAUUUCUGUAGUGGGUAGGAUCUCCCCUACAGAUUAACACAAAAAAAUCUUAUUUUAAUAUUCUGAAUCAUCUCAAAAGAUCCUGGGUGCUGGCGCGUGUCCUCAUGGCAGGGCGAUCUAGCUCAUACCAAAUGGUGUAGAUCUCAGUCAUUUUCUGUAUCCAGUCAAAGUCAGGGGCGGGGGACCUGUGGGAAUUAGUCUGCCUUCAGGAGCUAUGAACACUACAUAAUUCUCUUUAGAAUCUAGAGCACGCAGGAAAAGUCGUACUUGUCCAAAAAGUGCUGUAACAUCCUAUACGAGUAUAAGGUUAUCAAAGUAUGACUGUUGAAGGAGGCCUUAACAUAGAAACUAAAUGGAGAGGCAGCAGAUGCUAGCGGAUGUCAACGAGGGGUAGCAUACUAGCCCUCUUUGUUCUUCACUCCGCAGUGUAGAUGUACUUAAUAUACAGUACACAGUUAGCCUGAAGCCCGUCAUGGUGCGGGAGAGUAGCAAGUGUAAUGCAUCAGUUGUUUUUGUCACCGAGGCUGCUGUGAUCAAGCCAGGGCUUGGAAUCGUCUCAAGACAUUUGAUUAUAACUGUUGGAUUAUACCCUGCUCUUUAAAGUUCCUGUAUGGGCCCCCUACAUGCGUUUAUCUAAACGUGUCAGUAUUAUUAAGUAAUAAUCAAAUAUAUGUUAAUGAAUUGUCAGAACCAAGGUGCUGUAUAUUUGGAUUCUCAAGAACGUCUCAAGUAAACCUGUCCUCAAACACGAAGCUUACUUGCGGGUGUCGGGCAUUACUUCCCAGAUGUGUUCUCAGUCCAGUGUUCCGGGUGUUGUGAAUGCUGUUCAAAAGUUACGUAGGAACAAAUUCCAUGAUCUCGUCGGUUGUGUGAGGAAAACAUGCACAAAUUAUUUUCUCCUUUGUAUAAAUCCUAUUUUGUAUAUAGUGUGUAUACGUUGUUAAUAAUGCUACUUAUAGGCUAUUUUAUUAUAUAUAUUGUGAAGGAUGAAAUGGGUUCCAGUGUCACUUUUGAGUUUACGAGAAGUCUUCAUUUGUGUAUGAAGUUGUAAAUGAUGUGUUUUCUCGCAUGAAAUAAUUUAUUUGAAUUUUUCAUUCCAACAUUUACAUUCGUUUUAAUUUACUUUUUUUGUAAAUGUUAAAGAAUACUGUACUGAGUGAUUGUAAACAUUACCUGAAUAAGUGCCUUUGUAUAAAUUGAAUUUGUGCCCUUUUUUGUAUGACGUGUAACAAAUUCCUUAAACUAUUUAUUUUGGCAAAACAAAUUGUCAGUCUUCUGCUUUCUGUACGAUAAUCUGUGCCUUAAAAAUAUUUUUUUUAUGAAAGAUUAAUAUUUGUUUGGUAUGUACUUGAUACUAUGCUCUCUGCUAGCAUAUUAUAGUACUAUAUUUGAUGUUGUCGCUUCAUGAUCUGUUGAAAAUCAGACAUGGGUUCUACUAGAUUACAAAAUAAAUUGUUUAUUUACUAAAAAUUGUAAAACCAUUUAUGAAAGUUGCUAUGAGUGAGGUUGUACUGGCAAGUGGCUGCCUCAGGAAAUGAUUUGGCUGGCCUUCCAUACGCCCUCACCCAUUCUUAAUGAAGAUUUCUGGUAGCUAGAAAACUUUGUAGCAUAGCAUGUGUACGUGGCCUGGUUUCUCAGGUGUUUUCUAGUCGCGUUCUCUUGUUGGUGAAGUUGUUGAUGACGAUUUCUUGGUUUCUGAACACUAUUUUUUAUCUUAAUAUCAUAUGUAAUUAAUUUAAUUUAUAACAUUUCACUUUUAAUUUCUCUCUAAUAUUUGUGCUUCGAAGGGCGCCACUGUCAAUGAUCUUCUUGGUGAUGAUUCAUAGUCUCUCCUCUUGGAUGGUAUGUUUAUCUUGUACCUUAUAUAUAUAUUAUAUUUAUUAUUAUUUCUUGUUUCUUAAACCGCGUCAUCGGCAUUUCUUCAACAAGUUAUUCUUGUACCUCCUGUGUUCACGGGAAAUAAUAUUAGUGCUACUAAGGUACAACUCAUGUACUAAGUGUAGUGCUUUGGUACAGCCUCUGCUACAUUCACUAAUUAGUUAAGUACCGGUCAGUGUUAUAGUACUUAUACUACUAAAGUUCAGAAUUCUGUGGCGCGGGCAGCGUAUCAAGUUCUGUGGUGUGGUCCACUGACUGUACCACGUUCACUGCUCUAAUACAAUAGGCAGUAUCACGUUCAGCACUACACUGAGCGAUGUGAAAGAAUAUUUGUACUCUUGUAUGUUAACAGUGAAAAAAAGGACCCCAUACUUUUGCGGGUGUAAUUAUUUCUAUUAUAAGCUGUGUUGUCAUUAAUAAAUCGAGAAUAUUA
This is a messenger RNA of Homarus americanus (American lobster), 4013 nucleotides long. RefSeq names its product G1/S-specific cyclin-D1-like. The transcript has 4 exons. Gene Ontology annotation, cellular component: cytoplasm; cyclin-dependent protein kinase holoenzyme complex; nucleus. The record is from RefSeq and is a predicted model, not a curated record. Gene Ontology annotation, molecular function: cyclin-dependent protein serine/threonine kinase regulator activity. Gene Ontology annotation, biological process: mitotic cell cycle phase transition; regulation of cyclin-dependent protein serine/threonine kinase activity; positive regulation of G1/S transition of mitotic cell cycle. The coding region runs from base 421 to 1329 and encodes 302 amino acids. NCBI's taxonomy places the organism in Eukaryota, Metazoa, Arthropoda, Malacostraca, Decapoda, Nephropidae.